UAGAGCACCACAUUUAGCGGGUUUUUGUUUUUGUUUUCUUUUUGUUUACAUUUAACAUGUUUCCGCUUGUCGAGGAGGAUGUGCCCGAAUUUCUCUUACAACGUGAUACAGUCGCUUACUGCAGUCAGCUGCAUGUCCAGAAAUCCAAAUCUAGCCUUGUGCUGGGACGCAAUCUUAAGUUCUAUGAAUUCCGUAAAAAGGAGUUGUUGCACUACAUCGAUCUCAAAGAAUCGAGUCUCCAGCAGCUGGCGACAGAACUUAGAUCGUACAAUGGACCGCUCAGUAGAUUUCUCAUACGCGAUGAUGUGGCCGAUAUCAGCGGCGAUGCAACCAGUUACAACAUGCUGCAUGCCCCCGAGGAUCUGCCCCUGAGCAUAGGCAAAUACGUUUGGCUGGGCGAGCACAUAUACGUGCUGCUCCAGUGCUGGAAGAAGUUGCUGGUGCUACAGCGACCGGCCGAGCAAGGCGCCAGUUUUAAGCUAAUAGCGCAGCAUGAUAAUCUGCAGGAGUACCGGCUGGUCAGGGGCCCUAUCAAGUAUCAGGCCUAUGUGGAGCUGGAGUUCACCAAUGGAAAGCGAUUGCGCACAAAUUUUCAAGGUAGUGAGGCGCCAGAGAGUCCUUCAACUAGUAGUGGCAGCACUACUGUUGUUGGCUUCAAGCGGUUGAUGCAGCGCGUCCACUGCGCACGCGCCGAGCUGCAUUCGCAACGCACCCAAACUCAGCUGGACUUUAUGCAAUCACGCGAGCAGCAGGCCUUCGGCUUGCCGGGCCAGCGUUCGUUGCUGCUGGAGGAGAAGCAGCUGCUGCGACGCUGCGGCGACAUAUGGACACGCAUCUGCGGCGACUCUCUGGUGCUGGGCAUCCUCCUGACCAAUGCGGCGGGCAGCAAUUGCAACAGCACACUGCAUGCUCUGCGCCCGCUGCUGCGCCUGCCUCAGGGUCCUGGCCUAAACUACGCGUAUCGACUGUACGAGCUGCCGUUGCAGGCUGAUGGCCAGCCGCCGGAGGAUUACGAUCAGCUGGCCCAGUUCUGGGCCCUGCAGGAGCAACAGUCGAGCAACUCGGGCUUAAGCUGGCAGCCCGCCUCCCGUAUUGACCAGUUGCCACCUGAGCGCAGCGUCGUGCUGCUGGUGCGCCUGCAGCUGGAGGAUUUGCUAACGCUGGACAGCAUACAACUGCUUGCCCUGUACGAGCUGCAGGACGAAUGCCGGCGGCAGCUGCAGCUGCAUUUAGCCAGCAUCAAUGUGGCCGCCUUGCUGCAGCAGCAGGAGCUGCAUGUGCCCAGCUUUUCGCCGCGGACGUUGCAUCAGGACUUUCUCGCCGUGAUCAUGACACAAGCCGCGCACUGCGCUUUGCGACUGGUGUUCCAGGACGUCGACCAGCAAGCCCAAUUCGAGCAGCUGCUGCUGACCAAACUCAACUUUGUGACCACUGCUGUGCCGCAGGAGAAGCAGCAAGGUCAGCGGAGAGAUUCUGUACAACUGCUGGAUGACUCUGGUGCGGAGCAGGAGUUUGCCUUUGGCCAUAGCAAUAUGAAUAGCAACAGCAGCUGCACUGCAUCUACCCAGCGCAUCUUCUAUAAUGGCCCAAAGCAGCUGCUUCUGCUGCGCAACGAUCCUGGCCAGCAUUGGCAGUUCUAUGCCAGCACAGAGACGCAGCUCUGCCUCUUGCUGCGCCGCCUGCUACGGGAUCUCUUGCAGCUGCACUGCAAUCUCUCGCUGCUCGACCUGCAGGCGGAGGCGUGCAGUGCGCCCCCAAAUGCAUCGCUACUCCUGGAAUCCGCGCUGCGCGACGAGCUGCAAGCCCGAGCCGAUCUGCUGCAGCUGCAGCCGAAGCGAGCGCAGCUUCAGCGCCUCCAUCAACUGGAAAUGGCCAGCGAUUCGCUGAUUACUGUGAUAAAGACCCAAAUGCAGUUAGAUACUAGCUAGCUGCUG
Messenger RNA from Drosophila arizonae, 1934 nucleotides. RefSeq lists its product as uncharacterized. Lineage: Eukaryota; Metazoa; Arthropoda; Insecta; Diptera; Drosophilidae. The record is from RefSeq and is a predicted model, not a curated record.